This is a messenger RNA of Eptesicus fuscus (big brown bat), 2633 nucleotides long. RefSeq names its product SRSF protein kinase 1 (gene SRPK1). Gene Ontology annotation, biological process: regulation of mRNA processing; protein phosphorylation; spliceosomal complex assembly. The transcript has 17 exons. NCBI's taxonomy places the organism in Eukaryota, Metazoa, Chordata, Mammalia, Chiroptera, Vespertilionidae. Bases 76 to 2136 code for a protein of 686 amino acids. Gene Ontology annotation, molecular function: protein kinase activity; ATP binding. The record is from RefSeq and is a predicted model, not a curated record.
UGCUUUUGGGCCGCGGCGGGAGCCGGAGUCGCCGCCUCUCGAGUGCGCAGGCGCCUGGCGGUUACCGGUCUCGCCAUGGAGCGGAAAGUGCUUGCGCUCCAGGCCCGAAAGAAAAGGACCAAGGCCAAGAAGGACAAAGCCCAAAGGAAAUCUGAAACUCAGCACCGAGGCUCUGCUCCCCACUCUGAGAGUGAUCCACCAGAACAGGAAGAGGAGAUUCUUGGGUCUGAUGAUGAUGAGCAGGAAGACCCCAAUGAUUAUUGUAAAGGAGGUUACCAUCUUGUGAAAAUCGGAGAUCUAUUCAAUGGGAGAUAUCAUGUGAUCCGAAAGUUGGGCUGGGGACACUUUUCAACAGUGUGGUUAUCAUGGGAUAUUCAGGGAAAGAAGUUUGUAGCCAUGAAAGUAGUUAAAAGUGCUGAACAUUAUACGGAAACAGCACUAGAUGAAAUCCGGUUGCUGAAAUCAGUGAGAAAUUCAGACCCUAAUGAUCCAAAUAAAGAAAUGGUUGUUCAACUGCUAGAUGACUUUAAAAUAUCAGGAGUUAACGGAACACAUAUCUGCAUGGUGUUUGAAGUUUUGGGGCAUCAUCUGCUGAAGUGGAUCAUCAAGUCCAAUUAUCAAGGACUUCCACUGCCUUGUGUCAAAAAAAUCAUUCAGCAAGUGUUACAGGGUCUGGAUUACUUACACAGCAAGUGCCGGAUCAUCCACACUGACAUUAAACCAGAAAACAUCUUGUUGUCGGUGAAUGAACAGUACAUCCGGAGGCUGGCUGCAGAAGCCACAGAAUGGCAGCGGUCUGGAGCUCCUCCACCUUCCGGAUCUGCAGUCAGUACUGCUCCCCAGCCUAAACCAGCUGACAAAAUGUCAAAGAAUAAGAAGAAGAAAUUGAAGAAGAAGCAGAAGCGCCAGGCAGAAUUACUAGAGAAGCGAAUGCAGGAAAUUGAGGAAAUGGAGAAAGAGUCGGGCCCUGGGCAAAAAAGACCAAACAAGCAAGAAGAAUCAGAGAGUCCUGUUGAAAGACCCUUGAAAGAGAACCCACCUAAUAAAAUGACCCAAGAAAAACUUGAAGAGUCAAGUACCGUUGACCAGGAUCAAACACUUGUGGAACGUGGUGUAGAGGGUGGUACAGCAGAAAUUAAUUGCAAUGGAGUAAUUGAAAUCGUUAAUUAUACUGAGGACAGUAAUAAAGAAACACUGAGGCUUAAAGACGACCUACAUAAUGCUAAUGACUCUGAUGUUCAAAAUUUGAAGCAGGAAACUAGUUUCCUAAGCUCCCAAAAUGGUGACAGCAGCACAUCUCAAGAAACAGACUCUGGUACACCUGUAACCUCUGAGGUGUCAGAUACUGUGGUGUGUCAGUCUUUAUCAAAUGUAGACCAGUCACUCAGUGAACAGGACAUCAGUCAACUUCAAGAAAGUAUUCGGGCAGAGAUACCUUGUGAAGAUGAACAAGACCAAGAACAUAAUGGACCACUGGACAGCAAAGGAAAAUCUACUGCUGGAAAUUUUCUUGUUAAUCCCCUCGAGCCAAAGAAUGCAGAGAAGCUCCAAGUGAAGAUUGCUGAUCUUGGAAAUGCCUGUUGGGUGCAUAAACAUUUCACUGAAGAUAUUCAAACAAGGCAAUAUCGCUCCUUGGAAGUUCUGAUAGGAUCGGGCUAUAGUACCCCUGCCGACAUUUGGAGCACGGCAUGCAUGGCCUUUGAACUGGCCACUGGUGACUAUUUGUUUGAGCCUCAUUCAGGGGAAGAGUACACUCGAGAUGAAGACCACAUUGCGCACAUUAUAGAGCUGAUAGGCAGAAUUCCAAGACGCUUUGCCCUCAGUGGGAAAUAUUCACAGGACUUCUUCAAUCGCAGAGAUCACAUUGCACUGAUCAUAGAACUUCUGGGGAAGGUGCCUCGCAAGCUCAUUGUGGCAGGAAAAUAUUCCAAGGAAUUUUUCACCAAAAAAGGUGACCUGAAACACAUCACGAAGCUGAAACCCUGGGGCCUUUUUGAGGUUCUAGUGGAGAAGUAUGAGUGGUCUCAGGAAGAGGCAGCUGGCUUCACGGAUUUCUUACUGCCCAUGUUGGAGCUGAUCCCCGAGAAGAGAGCCACUGCCGCUGACUGUCUCCGGCACCCUUGGCUCAACUCCUAAGCCCCAGCCCAGCUCCGCAGCAGAGACCACACGCCGCCCCUCCGCUUCCCUCCAAGCAUUUCCCUCUUUCCUUUUCAGGUGAAGCUCUUCCUUCAAGGGUUUCUAGAUUUUGGGCGGCUUUUUUUAUUAUUCCAACAUGUUCGUUUGGGUCUGCUUAUUUGACCCUGUGGAGAUUCCCCCACAGCCAUUGGGCAUCCUAGGUGAAUUUGGCCUUGAUUGGGCUUUGCCAAAGACUAAUGGACUAAAAUGUGGAACAGCCUCUCGCCCUGUGCCCUUGUCUUUCCAUUAGGACAUCCUUUAAAUAAUAAGCAGCCUUUUUGAAAAGAGCUAUGAAUAUGUAGGAGCUCAUCCUUUUAUUCACUGACUCUAAGAGUCAAAUUUUCUAGUGCAUAUCCUCUUGCCAGCAUAAGGAUGAGAAGGGGGGAAGGGUUACUCUCUGUACAGCAGAGACAUUAAACUUGCUGUAUCCAGGCUGCACCAUCUUCCUGGAUUGUUUC